GAACACAACCCAACCGCAAACCCCAUUCAACCUUCAAGACAUGGACCCUAGCUUUUUAAGUUACGCGGCUUACUUAAGUGGCGCCCCUCCGUUUGUUCCUCCAACUUUCGGCUAUGGUCAAGCCGGCGGGUCUCAACCGUCACAACCCGAAGCCGAACCCGAUGUGGAAGUCGUACCGGAGACGCAACCCGAACCGGUGCAAGAAACAUCGAAACGCGGCAAAAGGUCGCAUAAGAAGAAGGAUAAGGACGCACCGAGGCGUACAAAAAAUAUAAUCAAAUGGACGAAGGAAGAGGAAUACGCGUUGACUCGGGCGUAUGUCGACAUUUCGGAGGACGAAGAGACGGCAAACUUUCAAACGGGUCCGGUUUUUGGGAUAGGGUUCGUGCACUCUUCUUUAGCACGUGGGGUCAAGGCGAACCUCGGGACAAAGACUCGAUUUCUAGCAAAUGGACCGACAUAAACAACAAGUGUCAUGCGUUUCAAGAAGUCUUCCAACGUAACUACGAUAAUCGCCCGAGUGGUGAAGGUGACGUGGGGGUUUUAACGAAGAGUUUGGAGGAGUUCGAGAGGACAAAAGGCCCUUUCACGUACUACAAGUGUUGGGAGCUACUUCGAAAAAGUCCAAAGUGGGCGGUAGUUAACCCAAUGACGUCUAGUAGUAGACGUCAGGCUAAAAGGUCAAAAACAUCAUCCUCCGUUGACCCGUCAACUCCGACAUCGGAUGCCCGCAAUGUUGAUUUAAACGAGGCGGUGGACGAGGGCAUUCAAGAAGAGUUGGCCCGACCCGCCGGUAGAAGAAAGGGAGCCGGGAAAAAAUCGCUCGAGUCGUCUUCCGAUCUCGAGUUAAAGGAUGAUUUCGAGGAGAUGAACCGUCGUCUCCAAGACAUUCGAGAUCUCGGCCACCAACGUUAUGAAAUUAUGAAGGAACGAAUGGCCGAAACAAAAAAAUUUAACGAGAUGCAAGAGGCGAGGCAAAUGGAAAAGGACAUCGAGUUUUUGUCCAAACCUAUUUUAGAAAGGUUUGAGAGAGAAAGUUGUACUCAAAUUACAGUUAGUCUUAAAUGGUACAAAAAUGUGAUGAUACCAAAAGAAGCUUGCAAACACUCAGAAAAUCGCCAAAAUGAUAUUGAAAUUUGUGAGCCUUCAAAUUAUUUUGGGAUACAUGAAAGAAGACCACCUCACGAAACGAAGUUUCAUGAUCAUGGGAAACGAAGAAAUUUGAUAUUGGAAGAGAUCGAAGAUCCUUGUACAACUACAAGUCAUGAAGAUCACUGUACAGUAGUUGAUCAUGACGACUAUGGUAGCAUUCCUUACCCACCAAAAGAUAUUGGUGGUUGCAAUGAUCGGACCCUUGAUUUGAAAUGCAUAUGUGCGUUGAUUAGAUUGUAG
Helianthus annuus (common sunflower) is the source of this 1392-nucleotide messenger RNA. RefSeq lists its product as uncharacterized. Lineage: Eukaryota; Viridiplantae; Streptophyta; Magnoliopsida; Asterales; Asteraceae. Bases 280 to 1392 code for a protein of 370 amino acids. The transcript has 4 exons. The record is from RefSeq and is a predicted model, not a curated record.